Molecule: messenger RNA, 438 nt
Organism: Cylindrotheca closterium
Lineage: Eukaryota; Bacillariophyta; Bacillariophyceae; Bacillariales; Bacillariaceae
Source: the annotation of a GenBank genome assembly
AUGGUUCGAUUCAAGCAAAGUGGACCCAGACGACAACAAGUGGGAUCUUCCUCAGGAGUGGUAGGACGAUCACGGCAAUCGGGUACUGCAUCCUCAUCAUCGCGAACUCCAAAGGAAGCACCAGUGCGAAAAAAGAAGCGACGAAUGCGACCAGGUGAGGGAGCACUCCGUGAAAUCAGAAGAUACCAGCACACUACCGAUUUGUUGAUCCGGCGACUUCCGUUCGCUCGAUUGGUCCGAGAGAUUCAACAAGGACUGACCAAUCGGCCUUAUAGUUGGCAGGCUUCGGCCAUUUUGGCACUACAAGAAGCCAGCGAGGCUCAUUUGAUUGGUCUAUUUGAAGAUUGUAACCUAUGUGCCAUUCACGGCAAGCGUGUUACCAUCAUGCCUAAGGAUAUGCAAUUGGCAAGACGAAUCCGGGGACAACAUAGGGAAUAA